GCUGCUUGGCUGCUCUCCGCCCCGCCCACGCCCUCUGCCACCGGCUGCGCGCUACUGGGGUUGGGAGCCGGGGGCGGCGGAGCAGCCGGGCUGGGCCAUCGGAAGGCGGCGUCGGGGAGAAGCCCUGGCCCGGGAAAGAAGGGCGAGACGCGCCUCGGAACUUCACGCCGCUCCCGCCCCGGGGGGAGCCGGACUUUCGUCACAGCGUCCGGGCUGAUUCAUCCGAUCCAGCAUGGCCGAUAUUGAGAAGAAUGGAAACAGCCGCUCUAGCACCAGCAGCAGCCGCCUGCAGAGCAAAAAACCCCCCAACCUCUCCAUCACUAUUCCCCCUACGGAAGCAGAGGCCGAAGACAGCCAAACUGUGCCUCUGCAAAAGAACCCAGUCUAUCAAAAGAGCGUGAGCCUCCAAGAGCCCAGAAUGAAAUGGCAGGACAGCAACUUCGAAAGACAUCCUGGCUUCCACCGGCAAACUUCACUGACCCAGAGCAUUCGCAAAGGGACAGCCCAGUGGUUUGGAGUCAGCGGUGACUGGGAGGGAAAGCGGCAGCACUGGCAGCGCAAAAGCCUGCAGCACUGCAGCCUACGGUAUGGAAAACUCAAAGCUGCCUACCGAGAAAUGGAGCUGUCCAGCCAAGAAGUGCCUUCCUUCCAAGCCACGGAGUCCCCCAAGCCAUGCAAGAUGCCUAAGAUUGUGGACCCUUUGGCCCGAGGCCGUCCCUUCCGGCACCCGGAUGAGGUGGAUCGCCCUCGCACCCCACAUCCUGUCCUGCCCCCAUUGACCCCUGGCGUCGUCUCCUUGACAUCCUUCAGCAGCAUACGAUCUGGUGGCGCCCGUGUGCCCCGCAGAAAAAGAGAAUCUGUUGCCCAUAUGAGUUUCAAGGCAGCUGCAGCAUUAAUCAGAGGUCGUUCAGUUCUGGAGCCCUCCAUGCCAAAGCGAAGAGGCAAUAAACGGAGCUUUAUGUAUCCCAGUUUCCUGGAUGACGACAUGGUGGAUGGCAUGGAAACGUUUGACUCCUCUUUCUUCAGUAAGGCAAAGAUGUGUUCCAUGCCAGAUGAUGUGUUUGAAUCUCCACCCCUCUCUGCUACGUAUUUCCGAGGACUCCCCCACCCAGAAGAAAGCAAAUCACCUGAGGCUGAGCAGCCGCUUAAGCAUUUAGCAGCCACCAAAGUCCUGCCAUUGCCAGUAGCUGCCCCAAAGAGAGGCACACGGAUUGCUUCUAAAGUGAAACAUUUUGCCUUUGAUCGCAAGAAGCGUUACUAUGGUCUGGGAGUGGUGGGCAAGUGGCUGAACAGGACAUAUCGCCGGAGCAUCAGCAGUGUGGUGCGGUCUCAGUUGGAGAUCACGGACAGCCAUAGGCCCUAUUUCACCUACUGGAUCACCUUUGUCCAUAUCAUCAUCACCCUGCUGAUCAUUUGCACGUAUGGGAUCGCUCCAGUUGGCUUUGCCCAGCACCUGACAACAGCGCUCGUACUGAGGAACAAAGGUGUUUAUGAGAGUGUGAAGUACAUCCAGCAAGAGAACUUCUGGAUCGGCCCAAGUUCGAUUGACUUGAUCCACCUAGGAGCCAAGUUUUCCCCCUGCAUAAGGAAGGAUCUACAGAUUGAGAAGCUGAUCCAGAAGGAGAGAGACAAAGAGCGCAAGUCAGGCUGCUGUGUCCAGAACGACAAUUCUGGCUGUGUUCAGACACUGCAAGAAGACUGCUCGGAAACAUUAGCCACUUUUGUAAAGUGGCCCGAUUAUAACCCACCAGAUGUUGACCCCAGCAAUUCCAGUGUAAAAAGGUCAUCAGGAGCAGUGUGCCAUCAAGAUCCCAGGACUUGUGAGGAACCAGCUUCUAAUCGACCUCAUGUAUGGCCUGAUGAUAUCACCAAGUGGCCGAUCUGUACAUACCAGGCCAAAAAUAACCAUACUGGUUUUUUGCAUAUGGACUGUGACAUUAAAGGAAGGCCAUGCUGUAUUGGGACCAAAGGAAGCUGCGAGAUCACCACUCGAGAAUACUGCGAAUUCAUGCACGGCUACUUCCAUGAAGAAGCAACUCUCUGUUCGCAGGUUCACUGCAUGGAUGAGGUGUGUGGCCUGUUGCCAUUCCUGAACCCAGAGGUCCCUGAUCAGUUCUACAGACUCUGGUUGUCCUUGUUCCUUCAUGCAGGAAUUAUCCAUUGCCUGGUGUCAGUGAUCUUUCAGAUGACGGUUCUCAGGGAUUUGGAGAAGCUGGCAGGCUGGCAUAGAAUCACUAUCAUUUUCAUUCUUAGUGGCAUCACAGGCAAUCUCGCAAGUGCCAUCUUCCUUCCAUACAGGGCUGAGGUUGGUCCAGCAGGAUCCCAGUUUGGUUUGUUAGCCUGCCUUUUUGUGGAACUCUUCCAGAGCUGGCCAGUCCUUGAGAAGCCCUGGAAGGCUUUCCUAAACCUUUCCGGAAUCGUCCUCUUCCUCUUUGUCUGUGGCCUCUUGCCAUGGAUUGACAAUAUUGCACACAUAUUUGGCUUCCUCAGUGGCCUUUUGCUUUCUUUUGCAUUUCUACCCUACAUCACCUUUGGCACCGUGGACAAGUAUCGCAAGAGGGCCAUGAUUAUAGUAUCCCUACUGGUUUUCAUCGGCCUGUUUGCUUCUCUGGUGAUCUGGCUCUAUGUGUACCCUAUUAAUUGGCAUUGGACCGAGUAUCUUACUUGCUUGCCUUUCACCACCAAGUUCUGCGAGAAGUAUGAUUUGGACCAGGUGUUGCACUGAUGGGUGCUGGGAGGCUGGUAAAUGAGCUUGUGGGAAAGGAUUAUAAAUUUGCUGGAUUUUGAGCAACUAGGAAUGGAUAGAUGUCACUUUGGUAAUGAAAAGCAAGGGGCAUCUGUUUCUGGCUUCCCCAUGGAACUUCCCCAUCCCUGAGUUCUGCUCAUGGAGUGGGGUCCUGUUUUUGAGAUGCAUCUCAUCCCCACCCCCCACCCUGAAAAGCUGAAGUGGAAGAACUACAACUUUUGUAAACUUCCUGGAUAUGAGGAACCAUAUAUGUGUCUCAUGUUCCUGCAUAGCAGUUUCUGGGCAUCGAUCAGCUGCUUCUGGGAGGUUUAGCCAUGAAGCGAGAUCAUUUCCCUGUGAUGUCUUGAGCCCCAAAUGGGAUGCAGUCUUUUGGUACUGGAGGCAUUUGCGCUACAGUACAUGGCUGACUACAAUCUCUGCCAAACCUUUGAUGCUCUGACACAUCAGUUUGCAUUACAGUGAAGUACAAUGAACCUGCUGCACCACCUCUGCAUCUUGUGCCUGGUCUAUUUUUGAUGAAAUGGAAAAAAGGCCCAUUGACAUCCUUCAUCUAUGGGGCUGAUAGGAUCCUGUGGGAGGGAGACCUGGUAGGAAGUGACUUAAAAGAGCACCUUAGUCACAAGGUAAUGUCCUGUUGCACUGCCUGUCUCUAUAGGCUUCUUCUUGAAAGCCUCUUUUCUUAUGCAGUUCUGGUCUUUGGUUCCUUUUCUAAUGCCUUUUGGCAGAAGAUGGUGCUUGGACUUCAUGGCAACUUUCCCUCUCUUAGUGCCUUUUUGUGGUACUAUGAAAUGUACUGUGAAAAUACCCCCCCCUUUUUUUUACCAAGGGGAAAGAGUUUUAUAUGCAUUUUUCUUAUAUUCACAAUCUCUGCAUGUGACUAGAGUCGAAUAUUUUUCUGGCAGAGGGUUGGUGCUUUUAAAGAAACCUUGUGCCAUCUGCAAGAAUUGUUGAUAGCUAUUCCAGGCUUUGUAUUCUGUAAGAGAAUGGUCGAGGAUUUUUGUAAAAGCAAAUUUAAAGAUGGCUUGGGAUCACUCUGAAAAAGAGAGAGACCAAAUGGUCAGUCAGGGAGGGGGGGUGUCUAAAUUAAUGAGUUAAAAAAAAAUCUGUGUAAGUUUGAUGCGUGCAGUUUUUUUAAUACAUAAUCAUCUUGUGUAAACCUCUUAUGUGGGGCUGGAAGUAGCUUGCUAUGCAAGUAACCCUGUAAAAGAAAAUUGGUAUAUGUGUGUAAAGCUGCUGUUCUGGUGUCUGGAUGGGGGGAUAUAAAAGAAAAGUGAAUGUGGGAUACAACUUGGGAACUAUUUGGGGGUGGGAAAGCUAAAAAUGUUUUAAAUAAAUAAAUAGCUUGGAGUAAAAAGAGCUUUGACCUGAAUUGAUCAAAGAAAGAUAAGCUAACCCAGCCAUACUUUAUAGGUAUCCUCAGGUACAAUAGCAGUAGGCUGGAGUAUGGUUCACUGGCCUUUUCUAAACUGACCUUGUAGCCCCCAGAUGAACUUCCCUUUCCCACCUGGGUCUUUUCCCAGUGAGCAAAUUGUAAAAAUCUCAGUCUCUUUGCUGUUAUUGGUAACAGCUGGAUCUGACCAGCUUUUCUGCUGGCAAGAAAAGCAGUCUGUUGGCCUUUUGUCUGUGAGGGUCCCCCAAUGCCAGGUAUAUAGCCUCUUCAUGAAUAAAAAUGGGACCUUCCGCCCAUGUUUAUCAGCAGAGAAGUUGGUAGAAUCUAAUUUAGCAUGUAAUUUUCAGUAACCUAUGGGUUCCUGUAAGAGUUCCUUGAGAAUCUAUCCUGAUGUCCAUUUUAAUUUUGCAGCUUUCUGUUAAGAUUAAAAAGUGAAGAGUUUUUGCUUCAGAGCUAUAUCCUACCUAAUUCUGAACAGCUGAAUAUUAAAGAAUGUCUAAUCUCACUGAAAUCUAAUAGACUAAGUUGGGUUCAGCCAUUAAAGCUACCAGUUUUUUGAAUUUCACAAUUUGUAUUGUAGACAAUGGAAAAUGCAUGAGACUGUCUACUUUUACCUGUUCACAUGUGUGUUGUCAUGAUAAUACGCCAGCUGUGUUUGUAUGAGCCCCCAGCCUAAACUCAGGGUUGCCACUCAGCCAAUGCAUUGUAAGUAGUAGUAAAAGCCCCGCAAUACUUUUAAGCUGUCUCACUGAUUAAAUUCCUAGAUGCUUUGCUCCCUCCCCUUCUGGCCUUAUCCUGCACCAUUGCCACAUCUCUUAUCUGCUUCAUGUAGGAUUCAAUCCAGUGCUGAUGCUUCCUUUUGGCUGACUGAUGCAUAGGCUGACCUUGGCAACCUUUUUUCUCCCCUACCCCUUAAAGUCUAAAUCUACCCUAUCUGUGCAAAAUAACUUCCUAGUGGUUGUUUGUAUAAAGGGGGGGGGUGGAAAAUAAAAGCAAGUACCCAUUAGAAAAUACAAAUUUAUUAGUACAACAAAAGAGAUUGCAAAUAAAAUAUGGCAUGCAGAAGGUAUGAAAAUCCUGUGGUGGGUAGUAGGAGCAAGAAAUACUGCCUGUGUGCACGGCUACCUGAAUGAUUCAUGUUACCAUAAACUGUACAAUAUGAAUAAUUUCGUGAACAGAUUGUUCCUAUUUGUUUUGAGAAACAUUUUUUUCUAAUCCCAAAGCUAUUAAUGAAAUCAGUUUCUUUUUUCUGUGCUCCCCUCCCUCCCCACCUGUGACAAAUGAGUCAGCUUGCACUACAGAACAACCAUAUACGAAACUUGAUUUUUGCCAGGACAGACAAAAAGCGAUACUACUUUACAGAGGAAGUAGUUAAAUUAUGGGAUUCACUGUCACUGAAUGUAGUGAUGGCCAUGAGUGUAAGUGACUCUGAAAGGG
Molecule: messenger RNA, 5573 nt
Organism: Eublepharis macularius
Lineage: Eukaryota; Metazoa; Chordata; Lepidosauria; Squamata; Eublepharidae
Gene: RHBDF2
Product: rhomboid 5 homolog 2
Exons: 18
Coding region: 233-2725 (830 amino acids)
Biological process (GO): regulation of protein secretion; regulation of epidermal growth factor receptor signaling pathway
Cellular component (GO): endoplasmic reticulum membrane
Molecular function (GO): serine-type endopeptidase activity
Source: RefSeq, a predicted model, not a curated record